This is a messenger RNA of Mercenaria mercenaria, 5189 nucleotides long. Its product is annotated as toll-like receptor 2. The transcript is spliced from 2 exons. The coding region runs from base 430 to 2817 and encodes 795 amino acids. Lineage: Eukaryota; Metazoa; Mollusca; Bivalvia; Venerida; Veneridae. Gene Ontology annotation, molecular function: protein binding; transmembrane signaling receptor activity. Gene Ontology annotation, biological process: toll-like receptor signaling pathway; immune response; inflammatory response. The record is from RefSeq and is a predicted model, not a curated record. Gene Ontology annotation, cellular component: membrane.
AUUAUGAUACCGGCAGAUCUUUAAAAAAAAAAAAAUUCUCGAGAUUUCACUAAGCGAUAUUUGCAUUAUAUAUUUUUUUGUAUGGGUGUUAUCAUUUUUAUUCCUUAUAACUUCUUUUUGAUAGUACAUGAUAAGUGUAAGACAAUUAUAUGCAUUUUGGGGAUUUCUUUAAAUAUGGAUUAAGUCAUUUGUGAUUGUCCCGUCUCAUAAUAAUAACAUAAUUAUGCUUCCAAACAGCAGUGUUGAAAUAUAUCUUUAAUAGUUUAUUGGAUUUGGUAAAAUGGGAAAUGGUGCGUUAAGAUGCACUGAAAUGAAAUAAAGGGAUUGUAUGGUACUGAUUUAAAAGAAGAAAACGACUAUUGAUAUUUAACAAAAAAAUAUUUGUCUUUAGGUGCACACAACAUGGACUGACCGGUUGUACAAAUUGUAAUGAAAAACAACGGUAAAUGGAUCUAUCUUAAUGGAAAAUAUAAUUGUGCGUUACCCAACCGGCUGGAUAGAAAGAAGUACGUACAGGAACACGACAAAAUAGUAUUUAAAAUGUUGUUUUUCUUCAUUCUUUUGAUGGUGCGCGUGUGUAUCAGCAGUGCUAUGAGUCCGCAAGGGAAUUGUGUAGUAGCUAAUGAAAUAAUGACAUGUGAACAUACGUUUCCAACCAAAAUGCAGUUAAACGUAACAACUGUUGUCAUAAAAGAUUACCGAGGACAAAACAUAGUCAAUACGACUUUCACUGAUAUAAGCUGGAGUAAAGUAUCCUCACUUGAUAUUACUGUGAACGAAGAAACAUAUUUCGGACUGGAUGAAAACAAUUUCAUUAAACUCAAAAUGAACCUGAUCUUUCUUGGAAUUCACGCUCCGAGGUUAUCAAGCAUUAACAGGCAUUCAUUUCGAGAGCUUCUCCAUCUCCAAACUCUAGAUUUGUCUCACAGCGUCCUUAUGAAUCAAAACGAAUUGAUAGCAUCAAUUCUUGGAAGUGAGCUGAGGCUUACUGCAUUGAAUCUGAAUUAUAUAUCUUCAAGUAAGCCGCUUCUUAUGGACCAGAACUUUAUGCAGAUGAUUGCAAAAACCAAAACUGAACGAUUGCGUUUAAGCGGAUCUAAUUUGAUACUAAAGGGACCUUUAGAUGUUGCAAACUUAACAUUCGAAAUAAGUUACUUAAAUAUUUCAAACAUAUCCGUAGCCGUCACAAAUUUGAAACAUUCAAAUGAAGUAAAAUCAAUGGCAAUUUUUCUUGAAAAUUUGAAAGAUCUGGACAUGUCUUACAUUAAAUCAAGAUUCCUUGAAUUAAAUUAUAACUUUUUGCAGAACAAUCAUGAAGUUCACAAAUGUGACACAUCUACUUAUUUCGGAAUGAUCACCAAAGCACAAAAUGCAUUCCUAAAUGGCGUUUGGCAAACAAAAAUCUACGGUAACAAUUCUGUCAUUGAUUUGUCUGCCUGUAUUAUAAAUGUAAAAUCCCUACAUCUUAAGAGAAAUAAUAUGCUCUAUCUAAACGUUACAAUUAAAUGGCCACAAGAAAAUGACUUAAAAACAAUCGAUUUGUCAGAAAACGGUAUGGAGUACCUGAAUCCGGACUUCUUUAUUGGACUGACAUCAUUGGAUUUCAUUGACCUUUCUGGAAACAAACUAGGUUUCAUGGAAAGGUUAAAAGAAUUUUCGUCUUUGCUUGCAAAUUUUCGUGACUUACGACACUGCAACAUGUCACAUAACAAAAUAACUUUCAUUCCAAAACUCAUGUUCACAAACAAUGCGAAAAUUGUUGAACUUGAUCUUUCGAGUAAUGAUUUGACAUCAGUAACUUUUGACCUUGAGCAGUUUACAGACAUACGACUGCUGUGGUUAAAGAAUAAUAGAUUUAAAUUUCUGAACGAGAGAGAUUUCACAAAGUUAGACUUUUUGAUGCAAUUGCGAAAUAAUGUGAUUAAUAUUGACAUUACCGGAAACCCGCUAGAAUGCUCGUGCAAGUCAACAAAAUUUUUGAAAUGGAUAUCUUCAAAGCUGCAACCAUGUACAAAUCACUUUUACCAGUGUCAAAUUGAAGGCCAGACACAUUCGAUAGAUGAAACUGUUAUUGAAGAAGCGAAAUAUUUGUGUGUAAGGACUGCGAUAAUAAUAAUUUUGACAUGUAUUACCGUUGCUAUCAUCGUGGCUAUUUUGUCUCUGGCAGUUUUCCUAUAUUUUAGGGUAAAGAGGAACAAGCGAAAACAAGCAAUGAAUACUUUCUUACGUGGCCUUGGUGAAGGUAUAUUGUCACAAAAAUAUCUGUGCUUUCUUUCCUUCUCGAGCAAUGAGGAUGGUAAUUUGAUUACUGAACUAGGUGGUUCUAUUGAUGAGAAUUUAAAGAGAUUAACAGGAAUAGCAGAGCGCAGUCUUGUGUGUAAGGGAGAUUUCGAUUUUCGCCCAGGGUACCCUGUCGUGAAUGAGAUAUUCCGUAUGGUGAAUCGAAGUUAUGUUAUGGUGUGUUUAGUGUCAAAGGAAUUUUGUGCCAGCAAGUGGUGUGACCUGGAACUGAGAUAUGCUUACGAAAAUAAUAAGCCUAUCAUUCUGAUUUUUAAGGAGAAAGUACAAGGAAACGAAAUGACAACGUUGCUACAUAACAUUUUCAUUACUAAAAUCAGAGCAAAACUUAUUAUAGAAGAAGAGGAAUAUCGUUUGAUACCAGGAUACGAUAUACUGAGUGAAUCAAUAUUUGAACUUGCUCUUAACGGUUUCGUGCACAAUGACAGAACAACGUCAAACACACUUCUUGACGGGGAAACGUCAAACACACUUCUUGACGGAGAAUCAUCAAACACAUUUCUUGACGGGGAAACGUAAAACACAUUUCUUGACGAGAAAACGUCAAACGCACUUCUUGACGGGGAAACAUCAAACACAUUUCUUGACGGGGAAACAUCAAACACAUUUCUUGACGGGGAAACGUCAAACACACUUCUUGACGGGAAAACAUUAUAGACAUUGUUGGAUGUGGAAGCGGAAUUCUGUUACAUAAAAAUUUAAUGGACUUCAUGAUUCCAGGACCAGAAAAAAAUAGCAACACUGAAUAUAAGUUCGAGGAGACUUUCAAAUUACAGUAUCCCCGAUUAACUUUGUUUAAACAGAUAUUUGUAUCAAUGUUGAAACUGUGCAUUUUUAUGCAACAAAAUCAUUUUUGUACUUCAUAAUUAUUACGUCAUAGCAUCAUACGUUAUAGUGGCAUGUCGGGAAAGAAAACUACACACUACAGGCAAAAAUCUGGUGAAUAUCUUUAAGAUGUAGUUAUUAAUCUCUUAUAACGUGCUAACUAGACUCCAAGCAUUACAUCGUAAAAAAUAAAAUAAAAUCAUCGUUUGUCAUUCAGAUGUCGUACUGGUCAUAAUGAUAGAAAUUCUUAAAUCAACUAUUUUAAAUCAAAGUCUUUAAGUGGUCGAUCACGAAAUAAAAAUCAUUAAAGACUACCCGAACCUAAAAUGUCAAUUCUAAAUUCUAAAGUAGGAAAUACUUGAACAGACAACCUAGCAAACAAGAUGAUUCGAUAAAAAAUGAAAUACACCUGAAGAUAUAUCUCCUACAAUUUUCACAAUAGCCACAGUGAAAUCUUAGACGUCUAAAAUAUUUUAAUACUUCAUAGUGAAAGCGCUAAAAUGAGAGAAAUGUGAUUUUAGUCCUCAUUGCAAUAAAUUAGAAACAACAUUCACUCUACGGUAUAAUUAUAUUAUUCAGCUUGCAUUGAUUGUUUUAAAAGUCAAUUUCAGCAGAAAGUUAAAAUGAAAUCUAAUUUAAACUUUACAUUUCUAAGUGGCAGUACGAUAUGGGUGUUUUUCAUAAAUGACUUGUUACCUCUAUCCAAAACAUUCUGCUGACAUUAAAUUUUCAUGAUUAUGCUUAACUGCUGUAACCUACUGCUUCCUGGUGUAACCCUUGUUACCUCGUAUCCAAAAUCAUUCUGCUGACAUUAAGUUUACAUGAUUAUGUUUACCUGUUGUAACCUCCUGUUUCCUGGUGUAACCCUUGUUACCUCGUAUCCAAAAUCAUUCUGCUGACGUUAAGUUUACAUGAUUAUGUUUACCUGUUGUUACCUCCUGUUUCCUGGUGUAACUCUUGUUACCUCGUAUCGAAAAUCAUUCUGCUGACAUUAAGUUUACAUGAUUAUGUUUACCUGUUGUAACCUCAUGUUGCCCGGUGAAACCCUUGUAGCCAAGUAUCCAAAAAUAUUCUGCUGAAAUUGAAGAUGGAUAAUUAUCUGUGUUUUGCUGGGAACUAUGUUGUAUCUUCUUUUGACUAGUGUUACCCUUGUAAGCAUGUAUAAUAAACAUUUUUGUUAUCAGAUCCAGGAAGAUGUGUCCUCGAUAGUGUGGAAAGAAAUGUAACUCGCGGAUUAAGUUACAAACACAUAUGCUUGGAAAUUUAGGUUGUUUUAGGACUAACCUUAAAUAUGUCUCUUUGCUCGAGUAUCCACCUUGCAGAAUAUUGCCUUAUUGUCUGUUUUUCAGAAAGCUCUUCUGAUUCACAUCGCAAUUGACGUCAUUAAUGUUUCGACACCCAAAAUUUAAUAUCACUAAAAGUUUAAAAAUCCACACAUUUGUACAUAGCAAACUAACAAAUUGGUAGAAUUUCAUUAAACUUCUUUAGUUUUUUGUGUGUGUACCCACACUCUGUCACCCCCACCGCCCUGGUCACUUUUACGUUCACUUAAAACAUUCGUUUUCUGUUAAAUUGUUCUUGACUAAUGAAAUUAUUUGCUUCUUAGUAACAUCCUUAACUUUUUGCCGGAUAUAUUUUUUUGCCAUUCCUCACCACAGUCCCGUUCGGCGGGGGAUACCAAUUCAUCGAAUUUUCUUGUUGGAUACAUAUUUGCGCUCACCCAGAAUCUUUUCUUCAGCCUUAGAAAGAGGAAAAAGUCACAAGGACGUAGAUCUGGUGAAUAAAGGUCAGCAUUAAUUCUCCCGCAUUGAGUGUACGCACGCAUUGAAUGUACACUGUUAAACCUAUGUUAAACCUAACCCUAACCUUUAGUCAAUAUAUUGUACACCCAAUAUGUGCGUACAUCCAAUAGGGGCGAUUUAAUGUUGGCGGGUGAAAAGGCGGGAUGAUUGAUUUGUACCACUUUUUCAUCUCUCAGUAACUUUUGAACGAUAGUACUUUUGUAAGCCGGAGCGUGGAUCAUAGUUCAACUUGAGACUGCGAAGACCAGUCCUCGGACACAUUUA